Molecule: messenger RNA, 836 nt
Organism: Callithrix jacchus (white-tufted-ear marmoset)
Lineage: Eukaryota; Metazoa; Chordata; Mammalia; Primates; Cebidae
Source: RefSeq, a predicted model, not a curated record
CCGAACACCUAGAGGAUAAAAGAAAAACAAAGGGAUUAAGGUCACUGGUAGAAUGUAGGGAUCCUGUCUAAGAGCAGAAGUUGGCUGGCUCCUGGUUCUUAUUCACCUAGAAUCUCUAUUUUUAAGGCAUUUCUCCUAUCCAUAACUCUUGCUAGACUUCUGUUUUUGAGUUGAUAACACACUGACCUCAAGUUUGGAUAUAUAUGCCAAGUAGCUCUAAAACCUCUGUAAAACAAUGAAUAUAACAGAAAUGUCCACAAAACAGAUCAAAUAGGUAAACAGAUGAAAUAAAAAGGUAAAGAAUACUUUUCACAAGAUGGCGCCGAAAGUGAAGAAGGAAGCUCCUGCCCCUCCUAAAGCCAAAGCCAAAGCAAAGGCUUUAAAGGCCAAGAAGGCAGUGUUGAUAGGUGUCCACAGCCACAUAAAAAAGAAGAUCGGCACGUCACCCACCUUCCGGCGGCCCAAGACACUGCGACUCCGGAGGCAGCCCAAAUAUCCUCAGAAGAGGGCCCCCAGGAGAAACAAACUCGACCACUAUGCUGUCAUCAAGUUUCCACUGACCACUGAGUCUGCCAUGAAGAAGAUAGAAGACAACAACACACUUGUGUUCAUUGUGGAAGUUAAAGCCAACAAGCACCAGAUUAAACAGGCUGUGAAGAAGCUCUAUGACAUUGAUGUGGCCAAGGUCAACACCCUGAUUUGGCCUGAUGGAGAGAAGAAGGCAUGUGUUCGACUGGCUCCUGAUUAUGAUGCUUUGGAUGUUGCCAACAAAAUUGGGAUCAUCUAAACUGAGUCCAGCUGGCUAAUUCUAAAUAUGUGUAUAAUCUUUUCACCAU